Messenger RNA from Lepus europaeus (European hare), 1023 nucleotides. RefSeq names its product signaling lymphocytic activation molecule family member 1 (gene SLAMF1). NCBI's taxonomy places the organism in Eukaryota, Metazoa, Chordata, Mammalia, Lagomorpha, Leporidae. The record is from RefSeq and is a predicted model, not a curated record. Gene Ontology annotation, molecular function: signaling receptor activity. The transcript is spliced from 7 exons. Gene Ontology annotation, cellular component: cell surface; membrane. The coding region runs from base 1 to 1023 and encodes 340 amino acids. Gene Ontology annotation, biological process: lymphocyte activation.
AUGGAUACCAAGGGGUACUUCUCCUGGAGCCUCCUGCUGGUCCUGUCCCUGGCUUUUGGACUGAGCUACGUAGCGGGUAGGGGCGUGAUGGACUGCCCCAAGAGCGUCCAGCAGUUGGGAAGCAAUAUGUUGCUGCCUCUGACAAAUGAAAGGAUAAAUAAGAGCAUGAACAAAAGCAUUCGCAUUGUUGUCACCGUGGCAAAAUCACCAGAGAGCAGCGUCAAGAGGAAAAUCGUGUCUCUGGAUCUGUCUGAAGGGGGCUCUCCAGGAUACGUAGAGGAUGGUUAUCAGUUUCAUGCAGAAGACCUGAAACUGGGCCUCUUGGAAAGCAGGAAGGAGCAUGAGGGAUGGUACUUUCUGAGCCUGGAAGAAAACACUUCAGUCCAGCAAUUUUGCGUGCAGCUAAAUCUUUAUGAGCAGGUCUCCACUCCAGAAAUUAAAGUGUUGAACAGGACCCAGGAGAAUGAGAACGGGACCUGCAGCUUGAUGCUGGCCUGCACGGUGGAGAAGGGGGACCAUGUGGCUUACAACUGGAGUAAGAAGGAAGGCCUCCACCCACUGGGCUCAGCCAACAGCUCCCACCUCCUGCACCUCACCCUUGGCCCCCAGCAUGCUGACAAUGUCUACAACUGCACCGUGAGCAACCCGGUCAGCUCCCGCUCUCAGGCCUUCAACCCGUGGUCUAUCUGCAGGUCAGACUCCUCAGGUACGAGACAGUGGGGACUGUAUGCUGGGCUGUUCCUAGGGGGCAUCGUUGUUGCCAUCAUGGUGCUUGAGGUAGUCAUCCUACUGUCCAGAAGAAGAGGCAAAGCUAACCAUUACCAAUCAACGAUGGAAGAGAAGAGCCUUACUAUCUAUGCCCAAGUCCAGAAAUCAGGCCCUCUUCAGAAGACACCUGAGACCCCAGUAACCCAGGACCCCUGCACCACCAUUUAUGUGGCUGCUGCAGAGCCUGUGCCAGAGUCUGUCCAGGAACCAAAUCCCAUCACAGUCUACGCCAGUGUGACACUUCCAGAGAGCUGA